Messenger RNA from Triticum aestivum (bread wheat), 2088 nucleotides. RefSeq lists its product as uncharacterized. The record is from RefSeq and is a predicted model, not a curated record. The transcript is spliced from 2 exons. Lineage: Eukaryota; Viridiplantae; Streptophyta; Magnoliopsida; Poales; Poaceae. Bases 200 to 715 code for a protein of 171 amino acids.
CCCUCCCACCCCUCCUCCUCGACCGACACCACCGCCGCCGCCGCCCCCUCUACCACCACCGCCCCCUUAGCCGACAUGCGCGCCCGCAACUGGAUCUAUGGCACCGGGGCGUCGAGGACAACGUCGCCUCCCUCCAGACACCUCUGAUGCGCGAGUUUGACGUCGCCUCUGUCCCUUCGCACAAACGUCGACGACGCCUAUGCGUCGAGGUCGACGGCGCCGGUGUGUCGAGGUCGACGUCAUCUUCCUCCCCAGCAACAGAUCCAAUGACGAACACCAAUCCUUGUCCACUGUGACGCGCGGCAACGGCAAGCGCAAGAGGAAGCGGUGCCGUCCAAGGGACCACCAAGGCAUCGCGCUCCUCCUCUUCGCGAUCCUUCACGCCGGCGAGCAUGGGAGGGCUCCUGACCGCAGCUACCUCCCCGCUGACGGCGAGCGCGGUGCCUGCUCCCCACUAUGGUACAACGCGCUGCUUAUAUCCGCGCCGGUGGAAACCCGAUGCAGGGAUUCUCCAUACCAAGCAUUAUUUUUUCAGCUGAUUGAUGGAAUCAUGGAAGGAACAUACAGUGCAGUACGAAACGAGGGAUGGUCUGAUGAUGUUGAGAUGAGUAUGGUGCUCAUACUGGAUCAUUUUUUAUUCAGAAUAUCUGAUGUUAAAAUGGUGGGGGUGUUAAAUGUAGCCCUCGACAAAAGCUGGGAGAUUAUACGACCAUAGUUAGCUCCACUGUAGAAGUGACAUAACCAACUUUAAGUAGGUGUAUAUUUGUUACUCUUGAAUAGUACAUAAGCUUUUGAACCUAGGAAGUCAUUGCCUCAGAGUUAUACGUACUUAGAUUAAUGGUUGCUAUGCUAACAUGAUACAGUGAGUAAUAACUUUGUUUCAAAUCUUAUAGCUUACUAAUACCAUACUGGUAAAUGCUUACUAGACAACUAGAUGUGCUUAAUUUGUGUGUGAAGGUCUGAAACUGCUAACAUUUUUUGGUUUCUUAUUAAAUUGAACAUUUUCUAUCUGAAGCACCGAUACGUCAAGAACGACCGUGUCGCCGUUCCAAACGGCACUGAUACUCUGAUACGGCUCCAAUACUUGUAUCUUAGAAGUAUAUUUUUAUUUAAAAAAGAAAGGAAAAAAUGCUGAUACAGCCGGGAACACGCUCGUGACGCCGCGGGACACGGUGAGCGAGAGAGACUAAUCCUAACCUUCCUCUCUCAUACUCUGUUUACCGCAGCAGGGAUGAGGGAUUGAGGGCGACUCGGGAGCACCGCCACCUAGAAUCGCCUCUCCGCUCUGUCUACUCGCCACGCCGCUGCCUUGACUGGCCCGACUCGAGUCUUCUCUGCCACUGUCGUAAGAGCGAGGUAAAUGAAUACCUGGAGCCCCGAGUGAGGCGUGCUUGCUGUGUGCUUGGCUGCUUGCUUGCUUCCAUAGUACAUAGUUGAGGAGUAUUAUACUGUGUUUGAUACCUUCCAUCACUAAGAGAAAUAGUUGCACAAAGGAGGCUGUUACUUAUAUUUACGCAUCUAUUGUUCUCCAAUCUCACAUGUUCCUACUUGUUUAUGUUGGUGGGAUGAAAUUGCAUGAUGAUGACAGAUUUUGCUGCUUUGCUAUUGCUGUCUACUGCUAGGGAGGUAAUAGCUUCUAAAACGUUGGGAGAAGAGCAAUAAACCCCCCCCCCCCCCCCCCCCCCCCCCCCCACUCAUGCAAUCGAAGGUAAUGCACAACUAUGCACUAUUUGAUGAGAAAUUCUCUUGUUGAUGUGUAUGUCUUCCUUAUAAAAGUAGGAUCGGUGCACGUGAUUGAGUCUUUGAGUAUUGUAAUCAACGUAAUGCAGAUAAUGUUUUGUGAUACUUUUUCUUGUCAAUUGUCUCUCACUGUCCAGGUUGGAAAUGUUCGCGAAGACUGGCCAAAGAUAUCUUCCCAUAACCAUAUGCUCUGAGCUCACGUAGAAGACCUUACAACUUGGACGUAUUGAAAUUGUAGAUGCUAAGCUAUGAUGCAAGCCAUCAUGUGUAAUCAGUGAAUCAAACACAUUACCAUGUACUUUGAUCAUCAGAUUUUAUAAUAUAGAUGUGCACAUUCCUUUCGCUUUA